Messenger RNA from Brassica rapa (field mustard), 3871 nucleotides. RefSeq lists its product as uncharacterized. Lineage: Eukaryota; Viridiplantae; Streptophyta; Magnoliopsida; Brassicales; Brassicaceae. The record is from RefSeq and is a predicted model, not a curated record. Gene Ontology annotation, molecular function: phosphatidylinositol binding.
GUAUCGUCAAGGAUGGAUCUGAUAGGGCAGCUCAGGUGAUGCAGUCAGACGUGAAUCUUCGUAAGGUAGGUAGAAUUGUCGGCUGUAGAAUCGUCUGUAAUAUUUCUCCGAGUUUGUAAUAACAUAAUAUAUCCAGUGUUAAAAAAAAUAAUGUAGGGGAUUCAGUCAAUUUUUUUUUUUCUAAAUUCGAAAAAGAAAAAGAAAAGAAAAGAGAAAAGACGUUUGGGAAAGAGUUAAUUAAAUAUGUGUUGUAAACAAUAGCACUUGCAUCCGAGAGCAAACGACACCGCAUUACCUUUGUUGAUGUGUCCGGAGAAAUUGUCUCGUCUCCGCAGUCUAAUUAAAAAAAAAAAAAAAGAAGAACAAUGCCCAAAAAGUAAUAAAAGAAGAAAAAAAAUCCAAGGAAGAAGAAGGAAGAAUCCACGAUGUUGGAUCAUCAGUAAUUGAUCCAAAUCUCGACGACCUUCUCCCUUUUCGGGCUACAGUAAGAAGCUAGGGUUCAAGAAAUCCUCCCUGCGAUCGAAUUUGUGCGGCGGCGAUGAAGGCGAUGGAGACUAUACAGGAUCUGAUCGAGGAAGCCAAAAUACGGACCGUAUGGUGGGCCUUGUGCAUCUUCUCCGUCACCUACUUCUUGACCCACACGAGCAAGUCUAUGUGGAUGAAUUUGCCAAUGGCAAUCCUCAUUCUUGGCGCUCUUCGGAUUCUUCUUAAUCAGAUUGAGUUCAGAUGGAAAGUUAUGCCAGAUCCAAGACAGAGCAGGUUGUCUUAUCCCGACAAGAAGCAGCUCUCCUUGAACGAUCCUCGUCUUUCCACUACCCCACCACCUCCUAGGUGGAAGAAGAAAAUCGACUCCCCUGUUGUGGAAGCUGCCAUCAAUGAUUUCAUCGACAAGAUCCUUAAUGACUUCGUUAUUAAUUUGUGGUACUCUUUGAUCACGCCUGAUAAAGAGGCCCCUGAACUCAUCCGUGGAGUUAUCAUGGAUGCUCUUGGUGAAAUUUCUGUAAGGGUUAAAGAGAUCAAUAUCGUCGACCUGCUAACUAGGGAUAUAGUUGAUCUGAUAGGUGAUCAUUUGGAGAUUUUUAGAAGAAACCACGCUGCUAUAGGUACUGAUGUUAUGAAGACAUUGUCAUCUGAAGAGAGAGAUGACAGAUUGAAAUACCAUCUUAUGGCUUCUGGCGAACUUUAUCCUGCACUCAUUUCACCUGAGAGUGAGUACAAGGUUCUUCAGAAAAUAGUCGCUGGCAUAUUAUCUGUGGUUCUCAGACCACGAGAAGCUCAGUGCCCUCUUGUUCGAACAAUAGCUAGGGAGAUUGUUACUUGCUUGGUAGUUCAACCUCUUUUGAAUUUAGCAGCCCCCGAGCGUAUCAACGAAGUGCUUGAGAUCAUUAUCAAUAUUAUUAAAGAGGGAAACUUUGAGCAGUUUUCUGGGGAAGAACAGAGUGUUUACUCUGCCUCAUUGUCAGCCUCCGAUAGCCAAGCAAAAAGUAUGAAUUUGGCAAAAGUUAAUGAGCAGGAAACACCAUCCGUAGACGAUGAAAUACAUCCUGAACUGCGCAUUCAACAGCACUCUGGUGAUUGGGCUCGGAUGCUAGAGGUCGCAACGCAAAGGAGAACCGAGGUUCUUACUCCCGAAAACCUCGAAAACAUGUGGACUAAAGGAAGAAACUACAAAAAGAAAGAGCACAAAAAAUCUCUGAAAACGGGCUCUUCAGUUAGUACUACUACUGGUGCAGAAGAAAAAGCAGUGGUACAUUUGCCCCCUAGAGUUAGCGUUGAUAAGCACUCACUAGCGCAAAUCGAGGAGGAUAUUAGUAGAACAGCUUCAUGUGAAGGUGGGCGCCACAUGUAUGAGGUUGGUGUUAGAAAUGAACCUCCUUCUGAUGGGAAUAAGAAUAGACUUAAGAGAUCUAAUAGUACGUCGGAUCUUUUACAACCUGAAACGAGGCUGGCACUAUUAGGAGUCGGUGAGGGGCCUCUUAUCACAGAUUUCUACACCAGUGCUUACAUCAAGCACAAUGAGAAUCAUACAUGUGAUAGUAAAUCUCCAAACAUCGUUCUUCACAAAGAGAGUCAGCAGUGCUCAAAGCUGAAAUGUCGGGUUCUUGGAGCUUAUUUUGAGAAGCUGUCAUCAAAAUCAUUUGCAGUAUAUUCUAUUGCGGUGACAGAUACGGAAAACAAAACUUGGUUUGUUAAGAGAAGAUACAGUAAUUUCGAGCGGUUGCAUCGCCAACUCAAAGAAAUCCCGAAUUACAAUUUACAGUUGCCCCCCAAGCGUAUAUUCUCAUCAAGCACCGAAGAUGCUUUUGUUCAUCGCCGCUGUAUUCAGCUGGACAAAUACCUACAAGAUCUCUUGUCUAUAGCUAAUGUUGCUGAACAAUAUGAAGUUUGGGAUUUUCUAAGGGAGUCCUCAAAAAACUAUUCAUUUGGAAAGUCUUCAUCGGUGAUGAAAACUCUUGCAGUUAAUGUUGAUGAUGCCAUGGACGAUAUUGUACGCCAGUUUAAAGGGGUCUCGGGUGGCCUUAUGCGCAAGGUUGUAGGAUCUCCACUUGAAGAAAAUGAUCAAGUUCCUGCGCGCCAUCUCUCCUGGAGUGUACAUGACAUAAACACUCAGCUCGCUAAGGAAACUGCAACCGAAUCAAUGCACAGCAGCAUUUCCGAUAAUGAAGACAUUGACAAACUUGGAGAGAAUUCCCAAGGGGAAGGUAGACUUGUUUCAGAAGCUAAUGGGUGGCACUCAGAUAAUGAAUUGGACUCUAAGUGUUUCCCACCAAGAGUGGUUAGACGUCUUGGAGAGCCUGAGAAUGUGCCCUUUGAUAAGGAGAAUGAUUAUAAAGCGAAAUCUGAAGUAAGAGGGUUCAGCGAUUCGCAGCAUGCCGAUCCAUCCACAAGUGUGGCUCAUAGUCCUACUGGCGUACCUGAGUGGAAUCCGCCCAAUGUCAGUGUGCCGAUUUUGAACCUAGUCGAUAAAGUGUUUCAGUUAAAUAGAAGGGGCUGGUUAAGGAGGCAAGUUUUCUGGAUAUCAAAGCAAAUAUUACAGCUAGUUAUGGAAGAUGCUGUGGAUGACUGGCUCCUGAGGGAAGUGUGUUGGCUGCGGAAUGAAGACACAGUAGCUCAUGGAAUACGUUGGGCUCAAGAUCUUCUUUGGCCAAAUGGCGUGUUCUUUACCAGAGUGGGUGACGGUCAAGAGGCAUCGGAUAGGACCGACCCUAGUGAUAAUGCUUUCCAAAUCGCAGGCCAACUUGGUGGCAUGAAGGAGGUUAAACCCAGUUCCUUUGAGCAGCAAUUUGAAGCUUCACGUAGGGCUAGUGAAAUCAAGAAAUUCCUUUUCGAUGGGGCGCCAACAGCCUUGGUGAGCUUGGUAGGGCACAAUCAGUACAGGAGAUGCGCAAGAGACAUCUUCUAUUUCACUCAGUCAAACGUAUGCAUAAAGCAACUAACAUUUGCAAUACUGGAGCUGCUACUCCGAACGGUAUUCCCCGAGCUGAAAGAUCUUCUGAGAGACAUAAGGGAGAACUCAAACGGCCGGUCAGAGUAAUAGAGCACCAUGUUUAUAAUGAGGGAGGUAGCCUAUGAUUGACUUGAACCAGUUGCUCAUCUUUCUCUUUGUUACAGUUUGAUUCUCUUUUUCUUUUUAGUGCUUUUUUGGGGUUCUUUUAAAUAUUCUUCCUUGUGUAUAAAACAUCAAUUUGGGGGGUUUUCUAUACAACAAUGACAGAAGGGUUCUGUAUAUAAACCUUUUGUGUGUUUCUUUCUUUUGCAUUUAUCUUAUUGAUAUGUUGUUUUUGUCUGCAAACUUGGGGAGGUGUAAGUUAUUUGCUACAUCAUUGUUAAGACAUGAAAGUUCAAAAGACCUAUUUAGGAACCUCAGUUA